GUUUAAGAACUUCUUAACGAUAAGAACAACAACAACAACCAUACGAAAAAACAACGCCUCAACAUUUACAUUAAAUUAUCAUUCACUUUAAGCCAAUUAAUAUGGCAUCGGCUUUGGAAUCUUACGUUAACAAGACAGUGUCAAUUGUGACAGCAGAUGGUCGAGUAAUAGUGGGUCAACUCAAGGGGUUUGAUCAGACUAUCAACCUGAUCUUGGACGAGAGCCAUGAACGCGUGUACAGCAACUCAGAGGGGGUGGAGCAGGUCAUCCUUGGGCUGUACAUUGUACGAGGAGAUAAUGUGGUAUGCAUUGGGGAAGUGGAUGAUGAAGUGGACAGGUCUUUGGACUUUACAAAUAUACGAGCAGAUCCUCUGAAUGCAAUCAACCACUGAGAGUUUCCUGCUAGCUGGCUCAAAAAAUACUAUCUUGCUGACAUAAAAUAAUACCAGUGUUUUUUCUGGAUCUCAUUGAAAUACUGACUUGAAAUGAAAUGAUGAUUCUGAGCAGAUUGCAGAUUGUUGGAUGAAAGCUCUGGAAAAUACAUUCUGCAGAAAGACACUGUAAAUAUUUGUACAUAAUCGGUAUUCCACAUUGUAGUCGCGUCUUUGUUGUGUAAGACAUCAUAUACAUUUGUAUAUUAACACAUUUUAACCAUU
Molecule: messenger RNA, 656 nt
Organism: Dreissena polymorpha
Lineage: Eukaryota; Metazoa; Mollusca; Bivalvia; Myida; Dreissenidae
Product: U6 snRNA-associated Sm-like protein LSm8
Exons: 4
Coding region: 102-392 (96 amino acids)
Biological process (GO): mRNA splicing, via spliceosome
Cellular component (GO): precatalytic spliceosome; U6 snRNP; U4/U6 x U5 tri-snRNP complex
Molecular function (GO): RNA binding
Source: RefSeq, a predicted model, not a curated record